GCCCAUGUUUGGUUUUGGUGUACCAAUAUUUAGUUGCCUUUUCGUUGAUUUUGUUUUUCUUUUCCUUUUCUUGUCCCUUUUUCCCUUUUCUUGCCCUAUUUCUUUGAUUUCUAUGAGAAAUUCUUUGCUGUUUAGCCUUAUAUUUUCAUUUGCUUUAUUUGUUAAAGCAGAUGAAAUACCUCCUCGGUUUGGAUCAAGAUGUGCCUAUUCAACUAAUAAAAUUUAUUGUUAUGGUGGAAAACUAGAAAACAAACAGUACAAUAACGGCAUGUACGAGUUAGAUGUUGACAACCUACCUCAAGGACCAGUGGCCGACAUAAAAAAGAAAUGGAACUUGGUCACUAUAAACCAAAGUCCAGGUGUUCCUCAAGACGAAUAUCGAUACGCCACGCAGUUUGUUCCACUACCCGACGGAUCUUUAUUUUUCGACGGUGGAUACAAUGAAGAUAACCCGCUCGUAGCUAGAAAUGUUACUUACGAUCCACAAAAAAAUAUAUGGACUGUGCUACCUGGUCCUGGUUAUAUUGAUGAUAAAAAUGGAGGUGUAUAUCGACAAAUAUAUUCUGCAGCAGCAGUAUAUUUACCAGAGACUGGAUCAAUUGCAUUUUAUGGAGGAAGACAAUUGAAUGCUGUUCUUAAUUUCACUUACACAGGUAUUAAACCAUAUGCUAAUCUGACUUAUGAAAAAAAGUCAGAGUUGCAUCCGGAAAAAACACUAGUCGAAAGUAUUUAUGGAUAUAAUUACGUAACGGAACUGAACCUUAAAACGAGGGCAUGGACAUCCCGUAAAUCCGAACCUAUAUUUGUAAAUGAUUUUCCAAUUUUAAUUAGUGAUCAGACAGCAACAUAUCAUCCGGGUACCAAAGCAAUUAUUUUUAUGGGCGGUUAUAUCAAAGAUGCACUCUUGGUAGGUAUGACCCGUCCGCUCAAUUACUUCCUGACAUUUGACACCGAAAAUUCCUUGUGGAAAACUCAAAAAACCAUUGGACUGAAUACACCCACCGCCAGAGUUGGACAUACCGCAACGAUGUUAAAUACGGGAGAUGAUAUUUUCAUGUAUGGAGGUGUUCUUACGCCUAAAAAUGAUUCAUUGGAAGGAAAUCUUUCUGCCGAUUACUUGUAUACUUUAAACUUAAGGUCCUACAGAUGGUCAGUUUAUGACAGACCACCCGAUACCAUAGGUCCUAGAGCCUUUCAUUCAGCUGUUCUCGUUAAUGGCACUAGUUUGUUCAUAAUGUUUGGUAGAGUUAAAUCAGAAAAAACUGGUUUACUUGUUCCUACAAACGACAUCAUGGUACUCAACGUGAACGACCUGUCUUCUAUGACAUCUUUCAGCACCUUUCCUAACCCUGUAGAUCUUAACUCUUCAGCAAAUAAAACAACCACUGGGGUUCAAUCCAAUGGCCAGUCAGGUGACCAAUCGAAAGGUAUUUCUGGUGGCACAAUUGCUGGAAUUGUAGUUGGAAGUGUGGCAGUGAUUGCUAUUCUAGCCUUCGCAGCAUUAUACUAUAAAAAAUAUAAGGAUAAAGAAAUGAAUGGGCGUCAGGUUGAUUGGAAUGAUAUAGAUGGUGAGUAUAGAGAAGACCCACCAUUCGGUACAAAAUAUACUGCAGACUCCACAAACAUGAAAAGUAUCGUGGUCCCACCUGACGUGUCAAGAAAAGAAGGCCCAUCUCAAAAUACAUAUUCGAACUUGAUAAAGCCUGAUGUUGACCUGGAGACGAAUGUUAAGCCAGAUUUCAAAACUUUCUAGAUAUGUUUAUGGGAGAACGCACUAUGACGGGUGGAACAGCAGAUAAGAUUACAUGUGGCAGUACUGUGGUAUUUAGCCAUAUUACCGUAGUCGAAUUAAGUUACACGAUCAUAGUCCACAAUAAUUGUCAUUAUUGGGACUACUAAUAACCUCAUAUAAAAAAAAAAUUAACUAAUCUGUGGUAUUUGACAGAAUAGUUACAAUAGAAAAGUAAUGAGAUAAAAGUAUAUCUUUA
This is a messenger RNA of Mucor mucedo, 1988 nucleotides long. RefSeq lists its product as uncharacterized. The transcript is spliced from 11 exons. The record is from RefSeq and is a predicted model, not a curated record. Gene Ontology annotation, molecular function: protein binding. Lineage: Eukaryota; Fungi; Mucoromycota; Mucoromycetes; Mucorales; Mucoraceae. The coding region runs from base 5 to 1753 and encodes 582 amino acids.